AUGAACCCGCAGACUCUGCGUACCAAGCGGCACUGGUCCAUGUUCAUCUGGCGACAGAAGCGACACUGGGCCCUCGUGCUCCAGCCUUUUGGUGAAGUUUUCACGGCAAGGGUUGUCGAUGACUUCGUUCACAAUGCACAAGACUGCUUUUCCAUGGAGGUGUCCUCCUCACAGCUGUUUUUGGUCUACGAAUUGCUGCUUGACCGUGCGGAGCCUUUUCUCAUGCUGAGCGUGAAGCCCGAUUUCCAGCUGGAGAGGAGAACAGUUCACAGCCUCGGCCUGAGCCGACGCUUGAAUCUGCUGCAGCUACAGGUUCUUGCAGUUCAAGCAUUUGCCCGCUACAAGCGCUACAGCUUCAUUGGUGCGAACUGCCAGCACUUCGCGGCUGAUUUCGCGAAUGGACUUGGGGCCCGCACGAGGAUAAAUCCAGACGACGAAACAGUCGCUUUGGCUGCAACGGACACGGCUCUGCCAGUGGGGGUCGUGGGUGCAUGUGUAGCAGCUACUGCAGCUGUCGGUGCAGCAAGUGCGCAAGCUGGUCUUGCACCGGUCUUGCAUGCUGUCGCAGCAUCAGCAUCGGCCGUCGGCCUCGUUGGUUGCGCUGCCUUGGCAGGGGUUGCCGGUGUGUACAAGCUGAUGCAUAACCAGUCUCGGCAGGCAAGCCCUGUGGCGAGAGGUCCGGAGGGCUUCGAUGGACAUGUGCAGCUGCUGACGAAGUCGACUUCCUGCCUGUCCUUGAUCGAUGGUGGCAGCCUCUCCAAAUCCAUGCCGUGCUUGCGAAGGUUCCCAACGGACUCUGACACCGAAGAUCCCGACGAUGUGUACAGCGAGGAGCUUUGCAGGCUCGUGGCAACACCGGCGACGCCGCCACACCGUGAUUGUAUAGUCCAGCUGCGCUAG
Molecule: messenger RNA, 900 nt
Organism: Symbiodinium sp. CCMP2592
Lineage: Eukaryota; Dinophyceae; Suessiales; Symbiodiniaceae
Source: the annotation of a GenBank genome assembly